AUGACAUGGUUUUGGUUUUUCAGUAUAAUCAAGACGAUAGAGAAGUACCAAAGGUAUACCUAUGGGCAGCUAGAAUCAGACCUGUCUUCCAAUGACAGUCAGAACACCUACCAGGAAUACUUGCAGCUAAAAGCAAAUGUGGAGUCUCAUCAACGCUCGCAGAGGCAUCUUCUUGGGGAAGAGUUGGUCAACUUAGGAACCAACGAGCUGGAGCAAUUGGAGAAUCAGCUUGAUGGGGCUCUGGAGCAGAUUAGACUCACCAAGAAUCAAUUUAUUGCAAAUCGACUCUUGGAGCUUAAAAGGAAGGAAGAAAUGCUCGAGGAAACAAACAAUGCAUUGCGGAUUAAGUUGGAGGAGACAGACGCGGUGCUAAGAUCUUCAUCCUGGGAAGUUGGGGAGCAAUCUGGUGUGCCGCCUCACCAACAGCAGGAAACAAUGGACUCGCACUGCAGGAACAACCCUUUGCAGAUGAGCUGUGGCCCAAUGGAGAUAGAUGACAGACCGCGGUCAGCUGUGGCGUCAACUUCCGAAAAUGUGAAUGGCCUUCUGAAUCGCCCAGGGUGGAUGGCUUAG
Linum trigynum is the source of this 573-nucleotide messenger RNA. The record is from the annotation of a GenBank genome assembly. NCBI's taxonomy places the organism in Eukaryota, Viridiplantae, Streptophyta, Magnoliopsida, Malpighiales, Linaceae.